Camelina sativa (false flax) is the source of this 1447-nucleotide messenger RNA. The record is from RefSeq and is a predicted model, not a curated record. Lineage: Eukaryota; Viridiplantae; Streptophyta; Magnoliopsida; Brassicales; Brassicaceae.
AAAAAAAAAUUUGGGUCUCUCUGAUUAAAUAAAAAAAAGCCGAUUUUGGCUAAUUUAUACCAAACACAUUUCUUCUUCUUCUUCUUGUUCCCCGUGUAUAUCAUCAAAAGAUGCAGAGGUUUUUCGCAGCGAGAUCGAUUCUGGGUAACGCCGUCAAGACUCGGAGGAGCUCCUUCUCGUCUCUAUCAUCUUCCCUCCUCUUCGACGAUACUCAGUUACAGUUUAAAGAAAGUGUAUCCAAGUUUGCGCAAGAUGUUAUCGCUCCUCAUGCCGAAAGAACCGAUAAAACUAAUUCAUUUCCAAAGGAUGUUAACUUAUGGAAGCAGAUGGGUGAGUUCAAUCUCCAUGGAAUCACUGCACCUGAGGAAUAUGGAGGUUUAGGUCUUGGUUACUUGUAUCAUUGUAUAGCAAUGGAGGAAAUCAGUCGGGCCUCAGGGUCAGUUGCUCUGUCUUAUGGUGCCCAUUCCAACCUUUGCAUCAAUCAAUUGGUGAGGAAUGGAACUACAGCCCAAAAGCAGAAAUAUUUGCCAAAGCUGAUCAGUGGGGAGCAUGUUGGUGCUCUAGCAAUGAGUGAACCCAAUGCCGGUUCAGAUGUUGUCAGCAUGAAAUGCAAGGCUGAUAAGGUAGAUGGUGGUUAUAUAAUAAAUGGCAACAAGAUGUGGUGCACUAAUGGUCCGUCUGCUGAAACACUGAUUGUUUACGCGAAAACUGAUACAAAGGCAGGUUCUAAAGGAAUAACGGCUUUCAUUAUAGAGAAGGGUAUGGAUGGAUUCAGUACUGCUCAGAAGUUGGACAAACUGGGAAUGCGGGGAAGCGAUACGUGCGAGCUUGUUUUUGAGAAUUGCUUUGUUCCUGAAGAAAACAUUCUUGACAAGGAAGGAAAAGGAGUGUAUGUUCUGAUGUCUGGUCUGGAUUUGGAGAGACUUGUUUUGGCAGCUGGGCCAUUAGGGAUCAUGCAGGCAUGCCUUGACACUGUACUUCCUUAUAUUCGCCAGAGAGAACAGUUUGGUCGUCCAAUUGGAGAAUUACAGUUUAUACAGGGCAAAGUUGCUGACAUGUACACUGCAUUACAGUCUUCAAGGUCAUACGUCUACUCUGUUGCUAGGGACUGUGACAAUGGGAACAUUGACCCAAAGGACUGCGCCGGAACUAUUCUCUGUGCAGCCGAAAGAGCAACUCAAGUCGCUUUACAGGCGAUACAAUGUUUAGGCGGAAAUGGAUAUAUAAACGAAUAUGCAACAGGACGCCUUCUGAGAGAUGCAAAGCUAUAUGAAAUCGGUGCGGGAACAAGCGAGAUAAGAAGGAUUGUCAUCGGUCGCGGGCUUUUCAAAGAACAAUAGAGAAAAGUAUGUUUUCUUGCCAAUGCGACAUUUUCACUCUGUACAAGUAUAUAUAAUUUACAAUGUCCACAGUAACCUCCCAAUAAAAAAUAUAACUUCCAAUCCAA